UUCAUUUUUACAAGUGCUGAUAAAGUUAUAAAACCAAACUUAACUAAAAAAAAUUCCAUUAUAAUUUUUGAUGACGUUAUAUGUGGUCCGCAGUCAGUAAUCAGAGAAUACUUCUCAAUUUGUAGACAUUCAGGUGCUAGUUCAGUAUUUUAUUUAGCACAAACAUAUUCUAAAAUACCAAAACAGUUAGUAAGAGAUAACUCAAAUUUUUUAAUAAUACUAAAACAAGACGAUACAAAUUUACGUCAUAUAUUCAAUGAUCAUUCGUCUACAGAUAUGGAUUUCAUUGAAUUUCGGAAAAUUUCCCAUUUAUGUUGGAAUCAUAGUGAUUAUGGGUUUAUGGUUAUUGAUAAAACUCGGGAAAUGAAUGAAGGAAGAUAUAGAUGUGGUUUUCAUACUUUUAUUAAAAUAAAAUAAAUGUAAGUAUAAAUAUAAAUAUAAAGUAUAACUGAAAUUAUAUACAUUGUGUUGUCAAUAGUCAUACGAUACAGUUAUAUUCACAUUAUUAUUUGAAAUGAUUAAAGAAAAAGUUUUAUUGGAAAAUUUAAUAACCUCAAAAAAAAUAUAAAACGAAAAAUAAUGGAAAUGAAACGUGGUAUCAUAGAUUCCGACAACUAUUUUCGUGAAGCAUUUAAACCAAUAAUAGAACCAUUGACCAACCAAACAGAAAAGAAUACACAACCGGCUGAUGAAAUAAAACCGGAAACUUCAGACGUUAGUGAUGAUGAUAAUGAUAACGAAUUAAAUUCAUCAUUUUCAAAUUUUUUCAAUAAACGUCCUACAUCAAAACGAUAUGAUAAAUCAUAUGGUAUGUAUUAUGAUAAAGCCAGUGAUUCAUAUAAAAUAGGAGGCUACUCUGUAACUUUUAGUCAUGGUAACUUACAGUUAUUUAAUAAAUACUAUCCAUGGACUGAAGGACUAUGGUCUUUACUAUGUGAGAAAGAACCAAAAAAUACAACACUACAAGAUAUGGAAUCUUAUUACGACAUUUUAAAAACUUCACGAGCUCAUUUAAAAGCAGAUGGGAAACCUAAAACCUCAAAGUUUCAUAAAUGGACGAAUGUUGUAAAACCUCUAUACGAUAGAAUGAAAAAUGAGGAAAAGCAAUUAAACGAAGAAAUAGAUAAAAUUAAUAACUCAAGAAAUCCUCGAUUAAGUUUAGCACAAAUUACCGAUCAUUUAUCUAGAUCUAACGCUAAACGUAGUAAUAUUCAUAAUAAUACAACUAUACCAAAUGAUCCAUUUGAAUUUCGUCCAACAGCAAACAGUUCUAUGACUACAGAUCCAAAGAAUGAAAAAAUGUUUAAUUUUACUGCAACCCCAAAGGUUAAGAGAGGUUCUGGUUUAUAUAAAGAUGUAAUACCUCAAACACAAUUAGUUUAUUAUGACGAUCCGAAUGAACUAGUAACUAGAUUAAAUCUUCUAACAUCAUCACAAAAUGUUGGUAAUACUGGUGUCAAUAAUGAAAUUAUAUCAAUUUUAGAAGAAUUACGCGAGAGAAAUAUUAUAGUAUAAUGACAAUCUUAACCAGUUUAGCUGAGGAGUUACAUGGACCAGCGAGAAAAAUAUUUCCUAGACGAAGCGUAGUAACACGGUUUAAAGAUGAUCUCUGGCAAGCUGAUUUAAUAGACAUGCAACCACAUUCUAGACAAAAUAAUGGUUUUAAAUUCAUUUUAAUUAUUAUAGAUACAUUUACCAAGUAUGUGUGGGUAGAAGCACUAAAAAAUAAAACAGCAAAGGAGUGUACAAAAGGUAUAAUAAAAAUAUUAAAAAAAAAUCAACCAAAAUUAUUACAAACAGAUAACGGAACAGAAUUUUACAAUAAUGAAUUUCAAAGUAUAAUGAAUAAGUAUCAUAUUAGACAUUAUUCAACAUACAGCAGUAUAAAGGCUGGUAUGGUUGAACGCGUUAUAAGAACAAUAAAAAAUAAAAUUUACAAAUAUUUUACAUCAACAGGUUCAUGGAAUUGGAUAAAUUCAAUUUUUAAAUUAGUAUAUAAUUAUAAUAAUACAAAACAUUCAACAAUAAAAUGUUCACCACACGAAGCUCGGAUCAACCCGGUUACAAUUAAAAGAAAAACAUUACAAAUUAAUACAUCAAAUAAACUUAAAUUUAAAAUUAAUGACAAAGUGAUAUUAUUAAAGGUCGACCUCGUAGACGAAUAAUUUCAGAUUUUACGUGAGUCUGUGAUAUAGCUGCAGAAAUAAGUAUUAAAUCUGUACGUUGAUAGUUGCUGAAUUCGAAAUCAAUUAUAAUUAUUUUAUUUUUUGGUUUUUGCCUGUAAUUAAACAACAUCAAUUAAUAGUAUCAUAGUAUUAUUUUUAUCUAUGUUACUAAAAUAUAUUUUAAUAAAAAUAAAAUACUGAUUUCAUAAUUUUUUAUUUUAUAUAAAAUUUAGAUUAUUGAAUGUACUUUAUAUAUUUUAUUGAUUUAUUUUUUUUAUU
Aphis gossypii (cotton aphid) is the source of this 2444-nucleotide messenger RNA. RefSeq lists its product as uncharacterized. The transcript is spliced from 2 exons. Lineage: Eukaryota; Metazoa; Arthropoda; Insecta; Hemiptera; Aphididae. The coding region runs from base 580 to 1515 and encodes 311 amino acids. The record is from RefSeq and is a predicted model, not a curated record.